Diorhabda carinulata is the source of this 965-nucleotide messenger RNA. RefSeq names its product protein Vhl. The record is from RefSeq and is a predicted model, not a curated record. The transcript has a single exon. NCBI's taxonomy places the organism in Eukaryota, Metazoa, Arthropoda, Insecta, Coleoptera, Chrysomelidae. The coding region runs from base 281 to 802 and encodes 173 amino acids.
AACACAACAAGCUUACGUCAAAUGUCAAUCUUGCGAUAUGCGGAUAGUCAACAAAUUAUACAAGUGGGUGUGUAAUUGUUAUUUCUAAUAUUAGAAUAAACUUGCUCGAAGUGAAGUUACGAAACUAGUUAUUAUUUUUCAAAAAUAAAUUCGAAAUUAGAAAAAAAAACUUACAUCUUUUCCUACAAUCGCUGCACACACAGCCAUUUUUACUUUAAGCCUAACACACACACCGAUAUAAAGGUGGGAUCACGUCAAUGAUCCAGGAUUUGUUUUGACAAUGCCUGAACCCAAUGUUAUUUUGCAACAGGAUGAGCAUCGGUCAGGAACAACAGGAUGUAGUGCGUACGUCCGUUUUAUUAAUAAAACCAACAGAGUUAUUGAAAUUGUAUGGAUAAACUACUCGGGACAUUACGUGAGAUACAGGGUGUUACAAAAAAACAAUUUUGUUGAUGUAAAUACUUAUAGUUCUCAUUUGUGGGUGGCGUUCGAUUAUUAUACAAAGGACAGACUUUUAAUUAACAGACAGUUUGUUUUUAACCCGAAAACAAUCAGACAAGUUCUUCUAGAAAAAUACCCGGAUGGGAUUAUACCAGUAGACCACGAGUUUAGAGUACGAGGAUAUAUAACUUCGCCUUUGUAUAGUUUAAGAUAUUGUGCAUUAUUAACUGUUAGGAAUUUGUUAAAGACUCCAGAGGAAGCUGAUACUUUGGAAUUGCCGAAACAGUUGGUGGUUGAUUUGAAAAAGGUUAUUACUUUAAAGAAUAACCUUGUACAUACUCUUGAUUCUCAAAGGAGAUAAAUUGGUGUUCUGUGAGAAUAAUGACUGGCUGUAUUUAAGGUAUAUCUCUAAUUUUAAGUACUUUAAUAUUAAUGUAACUAUAUAUUUAGAGUAAUUUAGCUAUUCCGAAUGUUUAUAAGAUUUGUUAUAUAAAAUGAAUAAAGAUCCUUCAAAUCUAGAAAAA